AUGACAGCUUCAGUGCUCCUCCAUCCACGCUGGGCCGAGCCGGUGAUGUUCCUCUACGACAACGGCUUGGAUGAGAUCAAUAAAAACAUGGAAGGUUUUGCAGGGAGCAACUUUGCAGCGAACCAGUGCAGGAAUCUAAUGGGACACCCAGCAUCUCUGGCCCCCAGCAGUGCCUACUCCUCCAGUGAGGUGCCAGUGUCUGGCAUAGCUGAACCUGUUAAGCAAUGCAGCCCCUGCUCCGCAGUGCAGAGCUCCUCCAGUGCCAGUUUGCCCUACGGAUACUUUGGCAGCGGAUAUUACCCUUGUAGAAUGACACACCACAAUGCCAUUAAAUCUUGCUCGCAGCCAUCCUCCUUUGCAGACAAAUACAUGGAGACCUCUGUCUCUGGUGGAGAAGAUUUCCCUUCUAGAGCCAAGGAAUUUGCUUUUUACCAGGGAUAUGCCACAGGACCUUACCAGCCGGUGCCAGGCUAUUUGGAUGUGCCCGUGGUGUCCACUAUUGGGGCGCCAGGGGAGCCGAGGCAUGAGCCUCUACUGCCCAUGGAUAGUUACCAGCCCUGGGCUAUUACCAAUGGGUGGAAUGGGCAAGUCUACUGCGCCAAGGAUCAAGCCCAGCCAGGUCACCUUUGGAAAUCCACUUUACCUGACGUAGUUUCCCAUCCGUCAGACGCUAAUAACUACAGACGAGGCAGGAAGAAGCGUGUCCCAUAUACUAAAGUCCAACUUAAAGAACUAGAAAGGGAAUAUGCUACAAAUAAAUUCAUCACUAAGGACAAAAGGAGGAGAAUAUCUGCAACCACCAACCUGUCAGAAAGGCAGGUCACUAUCUGGUUCCAGAACAGAAGAGUCAAAGAGAAGAAAGUCAUCAACAAAUUGAAGACCACCAGUUAA
Molecule: messenger RNA, 891 nt
Organism: Nanorana parkeri
Lineage: Eukaryota; Metazoa; Chordata; Amphibia; Anura; Dicroglossidae
Gene: HOXA13
Product: homeobox A13
Exons: 2
Coding region: 1-891 (296 amino acids)
Biological process (GO): regulation of transcription by RNA polymerase II
Molecular function (GO): DNA-binding transcription factor activity, RNA polymerase II-specific; RNA polymerase II cis-regulatory region sequence-specific DNA binding
Source: RefSeq, a predicted model, not a curated record